AUGAUUCAUGAGCUGUGUGUUCUGAUCUGCGUAGCGAUCCUCUCUGCGUCCGCUCUACCUGUCAACGACGCCUGGAAACACGUGGUCAGACAACGUCGUAACGCUGCCAACUGUCAACCACCUCAAGAUAUCAACCAACUCUUCCAAAGUCUCAACGCCAACACCGACACCUCCAUCUUUCUUCGUAACGCUCAGGGUGCCAGACCGGGGUCAUAUUUACACAGCGAGCUGAACACCGACCAGGUGUUCGACAGUUCCCACCUCGGAGGCAUCACCUGUCCCAGUAGCGUCAGUGACGACCCCCAGGACCCCCUGUGGAUGAGGUCCCUCUGUCCCUGGUACUACAACGUCACCGAUCUGCCCGCCGGUCACUACCCAAGUGCCAUCCCCCAGGCCGUGUGUAAAUGUGACAAAUGCGUUGACAAUAACCAAAACCAGUGCGAGAGAGUUUCCACUCAAAUCCGAGUUUUAGAAGAAACUGGCUGUGAAAAUGGUUUCUUUAUCUACAAGCCCAAAAUCGUCACCCAUUUCGUCGGGUGCACUUGUGCCAAACGCCGGACACCAACAGUAGGUUCGAACACUGCCCCAACAGCAUCAGACAGUGAAAGCAGUUGUGGGGAUUUUGGAUGUGCCCCCUAA
Haliotis rufescens (red abalone) is the source of this 639-nucleotide messenger RNA. Its product is annotated as interleukin 17-like protein. Lineage: Eukaryota; Metazoa; Mollusca; Gastropoda; Lepetellida; Haliotidae. The record is from RefSeq and is a predicted model, not a curated record. Gene Ontology annotation, cellular component: extracellular region. The coding region runs from base 1 to 639 and encodes 212 amino acids. Gene Ontology annotation, molecular function: cytokine activity. The transcript has a single exon.